AUGGUCGAAUUGACAUGGAACAGAAACCCCGUUCCGGAACCGCGAGCUACGAAAUCCAAACCAAUGGCGCCUCCAAUGCCAUCGCAGCCGCAGGUGCCUGAAAAUAUCGCCUUUGGUCCCUGUGCUUCGACCGCCUCCCUGUUUCUAUAUGCUCAGGGCUCGGUGAUCUUGUGCCUGCAUCAUGACACGCUUGCGAUUGAGCGGAAGUUCGAAAGCCAUGCCGAGGAUGUGAGUUUCAUAUCCGUGGAUAAUGUCAGCGAGCGAGGUGCAGGGAGGUUGGUGGUUAGCUACGAUGUCGGACAGACAGCAAUUGUCUGGGAUUUGUUCACAGGAAAUGCGAUCGCACGAUUUGCCUCCUUCGAACAGUUACGAGUGGCAUCUUGGAUGCGAAACGGGAAUGUGGUCUUUGGAAAUGAGAAGGGGGAUGUGAUUCUCUUCGAACCGUCUACCUCCGAAAAUAUAUCUUGUCGCACCAUUUUUGACCCUAUUACCGCCUUAGCGCCAGGGUCCGAUUGUCGGACUUAUGCUAUCGGAUAUCAGAACGGUUCGAUCCUAAUAACAACCCUUCAUCCGACCUUUACUAUUCUUCAUACCAUGUCAACUUCCCGCGGCCCAUCACCGAUUGUGUCGUUGGCAUGGCAUGCUUCGUCGUCAAAGCAAAAGUCGGACAUGCUGGCUACCCUGGCGGCUAACGGUGAUCUCAGAGUCUGGAGCGUGGCCAAACCGCCGGGCAAGGAGCCACCGCGUGUGAUCCGGAUCUUGAAGAGGUCAGAUACUUCUUCUUCUGCAGAGCCCAAGUGGAUGGCUUGGUCAAAGAAUGGAAGGAUUGUGCAGUAUUUGGACGGCGAAACAUGGUCAUGGGACGUCAGGACAAAGCAUGUGACUUCGGAACCCAUUCCUACAAUAGACAAUCCUCGCGGGUUUGCCAGUUACGGAGCGACAGCCACACUGUUCACACUGGGUCCUCAGUAUACCGUGCAGCAGUAUGAUUUGGAUAACCCAGCCAUGGUAGCCAACGUACAGCAUCUCCCUGCUGGAGUACUUCCUACGUCUUUGGAGGAGGCCAGAACGGGCUCUAUGUCACCACGAACUCUGCAAGAGGCCCCUGAUAUGCGCGAGUCGGGCCCCCUAUUUGGAACCAGACGUGCCCCGUAUGACUCGAGUGGCAUUGAUGCUGUGCGACAACAACGCGCGGACCUGACCAGUCCUGCCUCCUCCCGCAGCCAUGCGAACUCAGUGACCUCGAAGACCUCCUCUAACAAGUACAGGAUGAUGCCAUUUUCGCCACCCAGCAGAUCCGGCCAUACUGGUACCUCAUUCUCCAUGACUUCGGCCAGUGGCAGAGAGACCCCUCAGCCAUCCGGAGCGUCAUAUGCAUACGCUUCGUCGGUGUCGAUGUCUUCGGUCAAAAGCUCACGGGCUGGUGCCGGCUCUCGGUUGAGAAACGAGGUUCAACUGAGUCCUGCUGAUAAACCAAUCGACCUGUUCCCUUUCACACGCGCACGCCUCAAUGACGUGCCGUAUAGAUCCCAUCGCCCACUGGAUGAGUCGCACUUGACCCCAGAUGAUCUACGACAGCAAAUGCUGAAUCUCGUUUUUGGCUGGGAGGGGGAUAUUGAUGGAUUGAUUAAUGAUGAGCUGAGCCGUCACUCCCCGGGGAGUCCGAGCGCCAUUAUACUAGCCCAGUGGCUUGGAGAAUCAGAUACCGACGAUAUGGUUUCCAUGCUUUCGUCGGGCCCUGCUUCUACCGCAGACUGGAUGCUUUUAGCUUUCAGUCAGAUGAGUGGUGAAUCGCAGGCUAACAAAGUUGGUCAGGCCUUUGUUCAAAAGCUGCUGGAAAUUGGCGACGUACACACCGCGGCAACGGUCUCCCUGGGACUCGGGGAUAGGAACGAUGCUAUUGAAGUAUACGUGUCGCAGAACUACUACAUGGAGGCCAUUUUAAUGACCUGUCUUGUUAUGCCAACUGACUGGCAGCGCCAAUCUUUCUUGGUGAGGUGCUGGGGAGAACAUGUUGUUUCGCACUCCCAGCAGCAGCUUGCGAUCCGCUGUUUUAUGUGUACAGGAGUGGAACCUUCAGAGCCCUGGACUUCGCCGGCGGCCCAACAGGCUGCGUCAUUUGCCGAAGUCAUUUCGAGGAGGUCUCCUAUGACAUCCCCAGAGCCUCAAUUUCAAAAUCCAGCGAAUUUGCUGGCUCCUCCAAACCCUCAACCCAAGGGCGCAAGCGAGACGAGACAGCCGGCCAAAACACCAGCGCUCAAGCUGAUCACUUCCUUUGAUUCUCAGCCAAGCCACAAAUUCCGAUUUCCGGGGUUGAAAUCUGAUGACCGGACACCGACCAAUGCUCCCGGAAUCACCCCGAUCGCCGAAUCCGCCGUCGGGGAAUCAGCUGUCUCUCCCGGAGGAUUUGGUUCUUACAAAAUGAACAAUGUCCAAAGUAUCAACAACGCGGUGAAUCCUAGAACUGGAACCCCGGGGUUCUCCAGGCGACGUCUCCCUUCUAUUGGAGAGACACCUGUGGAUGUGCACCCGCCAACCUUCCCCUCCAAUGGCUUCAUCAAGCCCGAGGAUUACAGUUCAACAUCGGAGAAUGACGAUGCUCAGCAAGAUAAGGAACAGCCCAAGCAAAAAGGAAAGCUUGGACUGCUUACUUCCGCGCGCUAUGAACCAGAUGAGAGCUAUAAGCCGAGCCCCCAGACUGCAGUCCAAGCCAGCUCAGACAAAUUUGCAGGCAUCAAAGGUCUUCCUGCCCCCGCUGCUGGAAUAUUCGAUGCCUUCAAAGAGCGAUCAGACAGCCGAAUGGGAUCUCGAGACCGGAAGCCGGAUGGCUUGCAGCUUCAGUUGCAUCACGUGAACUCGUCCCAAGAAGACCUGAAUGAACAGCCGGAUCCGAUGAUGGGCAGUUUUCGGAGCCCAGCGUCUACGUUGAACGGCUACAGCUCUGCGAAAAGUCCCAGCGUUAGUGGUCGUAGUAUCGACCAGUACAUAAGCAGCCUUGACGAGGCUAACUACCACGCGAGAAGAACCCAAGGCCACCGCUCACAAGGCCGAGGACGCCGAAAUACGGACGAUGCAGCCAGUCAGAGCUCUGCCCGACGACAUCACUCCAGGAAUACCUCCCAAGAGACAAGAGGACGGCAUGAAAACCGUUACAUCCCUGCGGCCAAGCGCUCACCUUCUUCUCCAGUUCCAAUGUCCCCUGAAGAGUUGGCUCAUUAUCAUAAUAUUGAGAAGAAUGGGGAGAGCCAUCGGAACAAGCUUUCAUCUAAAGCACGAAGCACUAGCCGAGUGAGGAAACCCCGUUCUCGAAAUUCUUCAGAGCGUCGCAACAAUCGCUCUUCUAGUCGGCACACAGCUAGUCGUGUAGCCCUGGAAAAGAACGAGCCCUCAAGAGGUCGCAGCAUGGAUAGACCGGCGUCGCGUCCGAGGUCUCCCUCCUCUCCAAUUCCCAUGUCCGUCACAGACGAUGCUUUGAGGCUCGUCACCAGUGAUAGAGAGCGGAGAACCCAGCAGCGAAGUAGUAGCCGCCGUCCAGAGAAAGGUGCUGGUGCGACUAGCGACUCCUCCCCGGAAACUAGACGCACGAGGGUGAGGUCUCGCAGCCGUCAAGGUCACGAUUCGAGGCCACAAACUGUUCAUGACCAGGACGAGUCGAUGAUUAUUGGCCAUGGCAACGAGGACAUCAUCUUGGACGUCAAGACCCAGGAGUUAACCGCUAUGCUCUCUCCCGAACAGGCCAGAGAAAUCCACUCUGCAACUGUGCCGCCGACUGGAUUGUCAGAGCAGAGAAGGAAAGAGCUCGCCGCUGCCGAGUUGGAAGCUCGACGCCUGUCGCUGGCACGCAACCCAUCCGCGCCUAAUAUCCCAUUCCCGGGAGAACUGCAGCCCUCGCGGGGCGCCUUGGAGAGCCCGCCUUUCUCAGUCAACUCUUUUGGUCCUCGGACACCGGGCCGACGCAGAGUUUCGUCGAGCAAAGGCUCGCCGGAGUAUCCGAGUAGCUCCGAUUCGAACUCAUCCCGAUCUGGCGGCCCGCCGGGGUUGCCGUCAACCCCGAAGGCAAUGCGACACCCGAGAUAUAACGGGUACGAGGAGACCGUGCCAUCAGUUCCUCCCGUGCCUGACAGUGCCACUCUUCUAACCGACCCGCGAUACUUCAUGGGCGAGGCGGAGAGAAUUGGCCGGUCCAUGUCUGUUCCAGUGCCCGAAAACCAGCAGACAGGAGCCGUGCCCACUGACCUGCCCACCCACCCGAGAUUCAACCCGCGCCUUCCAAGGAGUCGCUCAACCAGCAGAGGCCGAAACGUGAGCCAUCGACGAGAGGGCUCGCGGGAGAUGAGCGGGUCAGGUGGCUACAGCUACGGUGGUUCUCCCGUGACCGUCAGCAUCGAGGAAACCAUCGAGAAUGCUAUGCAACAAAAGCAGGUCGAAAACCCUCCCAUCCUGCCGGAGCUGCAGCACUUGAACACUCCUCCCCCACCCCCACCCCCAUUCAUUCCUUUAUCGUCGGGGGGCGCAUCUCCGCGAGAAUCUUCCGGCACCAUUGACAUUGCCAUUGACAAUAACGAGAACAUGGGCAAAUUGCUUCCUCGGGCGAUGACUGCCGCUCCAGCCCCUAACAUGGAGACACGCCCCACACUCGAGCGCCGCCGGAUGUCUUUUGAUCACCGUCGCGGCCGAAGUGUGAACGAAAGCUUCACUACGAAAAUCCGCAACUUGACCCGGAUGGGUAGCCGUGGACCCGAAUCCUGGGUGCAACCUGGCGAGAUGAAUAUACCUUACGAAAGCGUGCAGAUGGCCGAAGGUCGGAUGUAA
This is a messenger RNA of Aspergillus steynii IBT 23096, 4812 nucleotides long. Its product is annotated as WD domain, G-beta repeat protein. Gene Ontology annotation, cellular component: nucleus. The coding region runs from base 1 to 4812 and encodes 1603 amino acids. The transcript has 5 exons. Gene Ontology annotation, biological process: positive regulation of transcription by RNA polymerase II. The record is from RefSeq and is a predicted model, not a curated record. Gene Ontology annotation, molecular function: transcription factor binding. Lineage: Eukaryota; Fungi; Ascomycota; Eurotiomycetes; Eurotiales; Aspergillaceae.